UUGCUUCAGUCGCUACGAUGCCGGCAUAGGAGAGUGGUAAAACCGCGCAGUGCACAAGUCACCUCUCACGGAACUUUGGAAAUGCGCCCUUAAAUUUUCCAAAAAAAAAUCCCAGACAUUUAAAAAACCCGCCAAAAUGAACUUCUUACACAGCUUAAUUUUCUCCGCAAUAAUAAUAGCAGUGCAAAUUAGGACGAAAGUGUGGUGCUUCAACAUCGAAACCCGCAACCCCAUAGUGAAAAGAGCCUCCAAUGGGGGCAAAGAUACGUAUUUUGGAUACAGUGUGGCCCAACAUGCCGUGACUGAGGGCAGCCAAAAUCCGAACGACUACUGGAUUUUGGUGGGAGCUCCGCUGGGGAAAAACAACCAACCCGGGACCAAUCGUUCUGGCGCGCUUUUCAAAUGCCCGAUAACCUCGAAACAGAGGGAUUGUACCCAAAUCGACACCGACGGCAAAAGAUCGGCCGGAGGGAGGUAUAAUUUUGACGACGGUUUUGAUUACGAAGACACUCCAACACUUAGAGAACCCAACGACUUAGACCCACCAGGACACGACGAAAUCAAAGAAAACCAAUGGCUGGGGGUCACCGUCAAGUCCCAGAAGCCGGGCGGAAAGGUGGUGGUUUGCGCCCAUCGCUACAUCCAGAGCGCCAAUUUGACCUUGUACCAUUACGGAAUGGGUUUGUGCUACGUAUUGAACAAGACUCUAGAGGCUGAGGGUGUUCUAGAACCGUGCAAGGGGCGACCGACCGAAAAGUUGCAUCAACAGUAUGGUUUCUGUCAGGUCGGGACGAGUUUGGCUUUUCUCAACGACGGGUUUACCUUAAUGGGGGCGCCGGGACCGUACACGUGGCGAGGCACGUUUUUCGCUAAGGACGUAGUGGGGAGCUUUUUGCAGAGAGAUAAUACGGUGUAUAGGGGGCCCCUUAAUGAUAACCCGACUCCGAUAAAUAAGUAUAGUUACUUAGGAAUGAGCGUCACAGGGGGGCACUUUUUUGACAGAACUAUUAUCACGUAUGUGUCCGGAGCCCCUCGAUCGAACCUAACGGGUCAAGUAUUUUUCUUCAAUAAAACGGCAUCGGUUGAGGAGCUUACUAUCACGUUGAAUAUCAGUGGCACCCAGUUUGGGUCCAGUUUUGGGUAUGAAAUUUUAGCCGUGGAUAUAAAUCAAGACGGCUAUGAUGAGCUUCUAGUGGCAGCUCCAUUUUACUACGAAAGCGAAAACAAAAUAGGUGGCGCUGUGUACUACUAUUCCGACUUAAGACGGUGUAACAUUUACGACGGUUGUAAAUAUAAGGCCAAAUAUACUGGUAAAGAAGAAUCCAGAUUUGGGUUCUCCAUGACCUCUCUAGGUGAUAUAAAUAAGGACGGUUUUGUGGACGUCGCAAUUGGUGCUCCAUACGAAGAGGGGGGUGGUGCUGUUUAUAUCUAUUUAGGACAAAAAGGCGGUUUAAGCCCAGAACCGUCGCAGAUAAUUAAGCAUCGAGGUCAUAAGACUAUAGGGUAUUCAAUGAGUGGGGGACUGGACAUGGAUUUGAAUGAAUACCCCGAUUUGCUCAUAGGAGCAUACGAAUCCGACGAAGUCAUUUUGUAUAAGACUAGACCCAUUAUUGAUAUUUCUAUUACUGUAGACGGAAAAGAACUGAACAAUAUAAACGCGUCGAAAAAGGGCUGCCAGUUUAAUCAAACCACAGACAAAACUUGCUUCUCGUUCAAGACGUGCUUCACUUUGAGCAAAUUCAAGUCGUCUCAACCCGUAGAAAUCAAAUAUGAAAUAAAAGAAGCCACAAAGAAGAGUCAGAGAGUUACGUUCCAAAAUGACUUAAAAUACGUAAACGUCACACCGUCCUCUGAAGCAAACUGUAUAGAUGAGGUGGCUUAUCUUGUCGAAAGCAACGGCGACAUUUUGACACCAAUAUUGUUACAAGUCAACUAUAACAUUCAACAAGACAAGCCAGAUUCUCCAAUUCUGAAUAAAACUUCAGUCAAAACGUUCCAGGCCACAUUUCAGAAGAACUGCGGCGACGACGACGUGUGCUACAGCAACUUGACACUGUACGCUGGAACUCGCCUGCCGAUGUCCGAGGAUGGCUAUAUUCUGGACAUGGGUAAGAACAAAGAAUUUGUGUUAGACGCCAAUAUCAUAAAUUCCGACGAGGCUGCAUACGAGGCUAAAUUAUUCGUGAGGCAUCCAGAGGGACUCAGUUAUGUCGCUCUACAAACUGAGAAGAAUAAAGCGAGUGGUAUUGUCUGUACGGCAAACAACGAAUCGACGCUGGUCACUUGCAACCUCGGCAACCCCUUCCAAGGAGACAAAAGCGCGAACCUGAGCCUCCGCUUUGAAAUCGCAAACACCAAGCAACAAAAACUCGACUUGCAAGUUUUCGUGAAUUCGACUUCGACGGAGAGGUCGACGCAAACGUCGCAAAAUUUGACGGUGAUUUUGCAGAAGAUCGCGUCCUACUUGAUAAAAGGGGAAAGUAGGCCUCCGAAUAUUAUCUACUCGGGUGAUGUGAAGGGUCAAAGUGCUAUGAAAUACCUGGAAGAUAUUGGUCCCCGAGUUAUCCACAGCUACGAUGUCAUCAAUCAAGGUGACUGGAAUAUCCGAAAUUUGAGGGUGGAAAUCCAGUGGCCGUACCAAGUUUACACUGACCGUGAAGAAGGGGGGAAGUGGCUGCUCUACUUAGAAAAAGAACCGAGUAUUGAUUUCAAUACAACGAACCACUGCUCGGUCGAACCGGCGAGUAUUGUGAAUAAGUUGAAAUUGAAAGCGUUGGGAAUUGAAGAAGAAUCGAAUUUGGAAGAAACGCAGAAAGUGGUGGAGCCGCCUACGAAUGUGAGGAGGAAAAGAGACGUGGAAGAGACUGUUAGGGCGGAAACUAUGGGACCAGAGAAGCGACAAGUUGUUCCUAUGGACUGUAUCAGGAAAACUGCGCUUUGUGCCAAAAUAACGUGCACAAUACCUCAACUGAACGAAAAUAGUCAAAUUAAAAUUAAUAUAUUUGCAAGAGUGUGGAAUUCGACACUGAUUGAAGACUAUCGGCAGAUAGACUGGGUUAGCAUAAAUUCCGUAGCCGAGAUCAUAAUCGACGACCCAAGUAUUAUUAUAAACAGAAACAAUUCAGUGGGGAUCACUUCAAUUGAGACACGAGGCUACCCGUCCGUGGUUUUGGCCGACACCGGGGUGAACAUCUGGAUAAUAAUCGGAUCAGUGAUCGCCGGCUUAUUGUUACUAAUUAUAGUAAUAAUAAUCCUGUACAAGUGUGGCUUUUUCAAACGAAACCGCGUCAACGACCAAACCCUGUCUGCCAACCUGAUGAAACAAGGCGAAAACGAAACCCUGCUAACAGACGCUGACGCAAAACAGACGAAAAAAUAAAAUGUGAUAUCGCAACGUGUGAACGCGGGUCGUAUCUGUUGCCUUGAACUAAGUGACGUAAAUAUGCUGCCAAACCUCGAAUUGAACUGUUCGAUUGUUAACUUAGUUGUUGAUAUGUACUUAAGUAGCUAAAAGCGGAACCCGGAGCUGUAGGGUUCGCUCGAAUUUGAUGUGUGAUGUCUAAACUUCCAAAAACUUACUAGAUUUACAUUUAAGACCUUUUGUACAUAAAUAUUUAAAUUUUAUCGAUAGUUGUAGUUGUGUGUUCGGUAAUUAUUUACGAGUAUUUUUUAAUAAAGCUGUUUGAAAAAGUUGGGGAUUUUGUUUAUUUUUGGUUGACUGUGAAGUCACAGAAUAUCAUACAGUAAUGACAGCUUUUGAAAGCCCCAUAAGAAAUACACGUAACGGACCAGGGGUGCUAUUCUUGACUUUAUGCGUUAAAUAGCGCAUACGUUAUUUAGCGAUUAAAAUAUAGCGAACACUUUACAAAAAAUCUAUUCUGGAGAAUAUUCGUUACGCCGUAACGAACAUUCGCUGUUUAGCGCAGAGCAAACAUUGACAACAUUGUAAAAAUAUUUAAAUUUUACCCGUGUCCUAGGAACCACAAGAGGUGACACAUAAGAGUGACAAUUCAAUUUUUUUUAAUUAUUCGUAUCCUGUUUAAUAAAUGGAUAAGCAGAACAAUAAAAGAGGAGCAAAAUGCUCCGAAAAACAACAUACAUAUACCGUAUAAUUCAUAUACUUGAAACUUAAAAAAUUUGCAUUUUGAUGAUAAUAAUUGAUAACAUACCCUUGCCUAAGUCUAUUUAGAUCUUCAAAAUUAUUAGGAAAUUUUAUAUAGCCAUUAAAUAUUUGAGGAUCAUUUAAGGCACUGGCUACUUCGUUUACACACCGACUAACACUGGGCUGCGACACAGCUAAGUAUUUAUUGGUACCUAUAUCCAGCUGCUUCCACUUGCAAAAAAUCUUAAUGCAGUUAAGACCUAGGAAAUUUUUUAUAAAAGAUAUAAGUUUUAGCAUUUGAUAAUAAAGAAAUAUAUUUACCUUUGUUUGAAUACUUAAAUCGGCAGCGCGUAAGGGAGGUGUAAGAAAAGGUUGCAAAAUGUUAAUUAAAUUAAAAAUUGAGUUAAUUGUUUUGUUAAUCGAAACAUGUUAUUAAAUUGCCUCUCAUUAAGCUCCGCAAAAGGAUUUCUGGGAUUUCUGCGUAGCCUUUUGCCAUGCUCAACUUGUCCCUCUAAAUUUUGUAGGUGUUCAAUUUUUAAAAUUUGCACUAACUCGUCCAUUUUAAAUAUUUGUGUUGUAUGCCUUUUUCGUAUUGAAUCUGUAAGCGAAGUUGACAAGCACAGAAUACUAUUUGAUCCGUCACUUCAAUACCUAUUCGAUGCUUAAAGACUAAAAAUCUUCGCAAAAUAACGUAUGCGAUUUAUAACGAACGGUCAAGAAUACAGUGUUUAGUAUUCGUCGCUAAACAACGUAUACGUUACGAUAACGAAGGCUCGAGAAUAGCAUCCCAGAACAACAAUAAUCGACCGUUGGGUAAGGACAUGACCUUGAAUUUUGGCUUGAAACUGUAGUGGCAAACCUUGUUACUAAAUAAAAUUUACCACCAUGUCAACAUUGUGCGUCAAAUUUGACAUUUUAGGUGUUUGGCAUUUAAUAUUGUAACUGUGAUUUAUUAUUUUUACUGAAUAGAAAAUGCGCGUUCGAACAAAUAAAUAGAAUAAAUAAUCUUGUGGAAACUGUACACAAGGCACAGGGGUGCCGUAUGCUGGUCUGGACACAGUUACGAGGACUGCUUUUAUAUAUCGGCCACAUGAAGGGCUGCAACAUAAAAGGUGAAUGCUUCAUGUAGCAUCUUAAGCCCGCCACUCACGUUUCAACGCCGCAGAACAAUUGUGUUGGAUAUGACCAAAUUGAAGUGUUUUUAAACGUCUGUGUAUGAGAUCAAGCAAAUCGGUUGGAUGUGGACGGUCGGUGAACAAGUCUGUCUGCAGCAGUACAAUCGUUUUGAAUUGGAUGGAAAUUUGAUCAUGUGUGGACAUGACUCGACAGUGUAUGUUAUUCAAACCGUGAGAGCAGCUAUAAAAGUACAUUUUCGUCAUUUUGUCGGACAUGUUGUCAUCACGAUCGCAAAUUUUUAACUGCAAGGUCGUAACGUGUGUGUACUGCUGCUUUUUAACAGAAUUGUACAACAGUUGCAUCCACUACAAUCGUACUGGGACGUUGGAACGUGAAUGGCCAGCUUUAGGAUUACCAAAAUGCUGGAUCAUCAUCAAAGGCGUUGAAGUGACAGAGAAGUUUAUCAUAUAUGAUGACAUUACAUGCAACGGCAAAAUAACUACAUGUUUCACAGAUUCCAAGGGAAAUUUAAAGAAGCCCCUGAAGCAGAUUUUUUCAUUGUGCCUGCAAUCACGAGGUGGUCUACCACUGUAGUCCAUGUUACUAUGAAAAGGUUCUCAGAAUCACUUCACUAAUUUAACUUACAACAAAAAUUCAACCAAAAACAUCAAAAUACUUUUCCCAAGGAAGAUGAAAACAACAGCGUUCACUUUCUGACUCUUCAAACGGUUCACACUUGGCGAAAAUUGAAGGCAUUGACAAAAUAGGUAGUUGAUAUGUUUAUGUUGAAAUUAACUCGGUAAAGUGAUAGACUUUUAUUUAUGAAUAAAAUAAAUAUAAGCACAA
Messenger RNA from Zophobas morio, 6064 nucleotides. RefSeq names its product integrin alpha-PS1 (gene mew). Gene Ontology annotation, cellular component: external side of plasma membrane; integrin complex. Gene Ontology annotation, biological process: cell-matrix adhesion; cell adhesion mediated by integrin; integrin-mediated signaling pathway. Gene Ontology annotation, molecular function: integrin binding. NCBI's taxonomy places the organism in Eukaryota, Metazoa, Arthropoda, Insecta, Coleoptera, Tenebrionidae. The coding region runs from base 137 to 3379 and encodes 1080 amino acids. The transcript is spliced from 14 exons. The record is from RefSeq and is a predicted model, not a curated record.